This is a messenger RNA of Trichomonas vaginalis G3, 570 nucleotides long. RefSeq lists its product as uncharacterized. The transcript has a single exon. Bases 1 to 570 code for a protein of 189 amino acids. The record is from RefSeq and is a predicted model, not a curated record. NCBI's taxonomy places the organism in Eukaryota, Parabasalia, Trichomonadida, Trichomonadidae.
AUGAGUAAAACACUUGAUUCGGAAAAUCAAAUGAAAUCAGUGGAAAUUUAUGAAAAAAUUGCCGAUUAUGUCAGUAAAAGGAACCACAAUUACACAAUUCUUGAAUACUAUCUUAAUUUAGGCAUUAUUAACAAAAAUUCAUCUCCUGAUAUCCUUAAUAAAAUAUUUAAAUCAAAAGAUCUCGUCAAUAAAUAUCAUCCUCCACUAAAAACAGUAAAAUUACCCGAAAAUCUUUCCACAAAAACUCAAAAUACAAAUGAUUAUGAGCCAACUUAUGAAGAAAUUGAAAAUCAUUCGUUUGGAUUCAUUGAACCACAAAUAAAAUAUUCAUACAUAGUAUAUUUACUCAAUGAAAUCCACAAACACGAUGAAUUUUAUUAUAUUGCAUUUUAUGAACUUUCAAAACACAUAAAAUUCGAUCCAAAAUACAUUUUAAACUUCGUAAAUUCCCAAGCCUACAACAUUAUUAAAAGAGAUGCCAAACGCGAACUUUAUUUAUCUUACAAAUCAUCACCAGAACUCCUAAGUUGGAGGUAUUGGAUGAGAAUAUUCCAAGCAGAUCAAAAUUGA